GCACAUCUGAAUCCGGAUCCAUCUUUGCACAGAAUCCUGUAACCGGCAGCUUGCGAAGAUAAGAAAAAUGCCAACGUCAAAAUAUUUCGAUCGAAUCCCCCCAUUUCCUUCUGAUAUGCCUGUGGUUUCUCUGGCAAAAGUCUCUCUCGAGGCUUUGAAGGAGAAUAGGGGAUCUGAAGUAGAGAAGCUAUACGAAGCCUGUCAAAAAUGGGGGUUCUUUCUGCUAGACUUGAAGGAGUCAAGUGAAGGGGCUACCCUGCUCCAAGAUGCCGAAAAAAUGUUUGAAUUGACUACAGAGCUCUCUACACUGAAUCACGAGACCCUAAAAGCCUACACUUACAAACCCCCAGACUUUAUGAGGUAUAAAUGUAUGGGAAGCUUGAAGACGGACGAUGGCGACGUCGACUAUAUUCACGCCUACUCGCUCAGUCAAGAUGAAAUGCUAGGGAUUUCCAGUCAUUCACGCCUUCACCCCGAUGUGAUUAGCACCAGUCAGGAGCAGAUCAGACAAUUUAUCGAACACGCCCAUGCCGUGCUAGAUGAGGUUUUGGCUAAAUUGGACACUUGUCUAGGCAUCGAAUCCCAGACACUAGAAGCAUUGAGUCCGCUGGAUCAAGAAUCUGACGGUAUCGUUCGCCUGCUCUGGAGCCCAGCCCAAACCAAUCCCAAUUACGAUCGCAUUUUAUUCGGUGGCCAUACUGAUAUGGGAACAAUGACGCUUCUGUUCAACAUCGCAGGCGGGCUUCAGGUUCUCCCCGCAGGGUGUGAGAAUUGCAAAGAAAAUUGGCGUUACAUAAAGCCUGAGCCCGGAUGUGCUGUGGUAAAUGUCGGCGACACAUUGGUAGAGUGGACUGGGGGCCUCCUGCGCAGCUCUCUGCACCGGGUAGUGACAGCUCCAGGGGACCAGGCAAUGGUGCAGCGGCACAGUGUGGCCUAUUUGGUACGUGCUAAGCGAAAUGCGUCACUUCAGCGCCUUAAAGGAGGCACCAUCCCGCCACUGGCACCUGGAGAAGAGGAUGAAACGCGUCGGUAG
Messenger RNA from Aspergillus welwitschiae, 1033 nucleotides. RefSeq lists its product as uncharacterized. Gene Ontology annotation, molecular function: dioxygenase activity. NCBI's taxonomy places the organism in Eukaryota, Fungi, Ascomycota, Eurotiomycetes, Eurotiales, Aspergillaceae. Bases 68 to 1033 code for a protein of 321 amino acids. The transcript is spliced from 2 exons. The record is from RefSeq and is a predicted model, not a curated record.